This is a messenger RNA of Diutina rugosa, 363 nucleotides long. RefSeq lists its product as uncharacterized. The record is from RefSeq and is a predicted model, not a curated record. Gene Ontology annotation, cellular component: Ino80 complex. NCBI's taxonomy places the organism in Eukaryota, Fungi, Ascomycota, Pichiomycetes, Serinales, Debaryomycetaceae. Gene Ontology annotation, biological process: chromatin remodeling. The transcript has a single exon. Bases 1 to 363 code for a protein of 120 amino acids.
AUGGACCUUGUGGAGAAGAGUCUGAUUAUUACCAAACAUCAUGGAUUCAAGAACCCUAACCGCCCUCCGAUAGUCAAGCGCAAUAAAGCUGCAAGACAACUCCUUUCGGAUGAGCAGAAAUAUCUCCAAAGCAAAAUGCUUGCGUUCGACACCCCGACAUACCCAUCAAUCGCUGCUCCGCCCUCUUUGCUCCCACAGAAACACUACUGUGAUAUUACCGGGCUUGAGGGCAAAUACAAGUCCCCGACUAACCGAUUGAGAUUUCACAAUGUCGAAAUUUACACUGAGGUGAUCAAGAAUAUGAGUCCAAGUGCUGACCAGGAGUACCUCGAACUCCGUGGUGCGAAUGUUGUCCUCAAGUAG